AUGAAUACGCCGUUAUCAUCUUCACCACCAAUGUCACUAUCAACAUCAACGCCUCACACGGAAGAUGAUAAUGUACCUAACCAGAUAACUACAGAAACAAAAACAGCCGAUCAGUCUUUUACAGUGGUGUACGAUUAUCAAGCAAAAAACGAAGAUGAAUUGACGUUAAGACGUGGUAUUAAACUAGAAGUAUUAUCAAAGGAUUCGAGAAUUUCUGGAGGAGAAGGUUGGUGGGCCGGUAAAAUAGGCGAGUCGAUUGGAGUUUUUCCCUCGAACUUUGUCACCACAAUAACGCCAGCACAAACUCAAGAUGGUGGUAUUAAUGUGCCUGAAAUUCAUGUUGAUGACUUGACUAUUGGCGAAAUUAUUGGCUCCGGUGGAUUUGGUCAUGUUUAUUAUGGCAGAUAUCGAAAUAUGGAUGUAGCAAUCAAAACGGCUAAGUCAUUCUCAUCUACAUACACUGCAAGGGCAUCUACCACCACAACAUCGUCACCGAAAAUGGACUUAAAUAACAAUGACGAUUUGAAAAAAACUGUUAUCGAAAAUUUAUUACGCGAAGCAAAAUUAUUCUGGCGUUUAAAACAUCGUAAUAUUAUCUCACUGAUAGGCGUUAGUUAUCCAAAUUUGUCUACGGAUAAUUUGUAUUUGAUAAUGGAGUAUGCACGUGGUAGUGCAUUAAGUCAAUUAUUACAACUAAAAAAAACAGGCUUAUAUCCGAAUGUUUGGUUAGAAUAUGCAAAACAAAUAGCUGCUGGAAUGAAUUAUUUACAUGAAGAAGCAUGUGAACAUAUUAUACAUCGAGAUCUUAAAUCAAGCAAUAUUCUUAUAUUAGAGCCAGUUGACGUAAAUGAUGAAAACGAUUUAUUGCAUAAGACAUUGAAAAUAACGGAUUUUGGUUUGGCAAGACAAAUUCAAUUACAAACAUCGAACAUGAGUGCGGCUGGAACGUACGCAUGGAUGUCACCUGAAUGUAUUCGCGAUUCUGUAUAUUCAACAAAGUCUGAUGUCUGGGGUUUUGGAGUCGUAAUGUGGGAAUGUUUAACGGGUGAAAUUCCAUAUCGUGGUUUUGAUCAAUUACAAAUAGCGUUUGGCAUUGCUACGAAUAAAUAUACAUUACCAAUUCCAACAACAUGUCCAGACAGUUUUUCACAAUUAAUAACUAGUUGUUGGCAAAAAGAACCAAACGACAGACCUUCAUUUUUUGAAAUUCUGAACCAGUUAACUGAUAUUGAAGAGGAAACAUCGAGUGCAGAUAUGUCACCGACAAAUGAAUCAUUUCACACCAUGCAGCAAGAUUGGCGUAAUGAAAUACAAGAAAUGUUUCAAGAGUUAAAAGAAAAGGAAAAGGAAAUUCGUGAUCGAGAAUCAUUGAUAUUGAAAAAAGAUCUUGAACAGCAUCAUUUACAAAUUGCAUUAUCAAAAUGGGAAAAACAACUACACGAAAGGGAAUUAUUUGUUAUCGAGUGUGAAUUACGAUUAAUCAUGGGGAAACAACAAGAGCAUAAUCAUCAUUCUCAUACACCAAAACCACAAAAACGCUCUGGACGAUUUAUGCGUUCCCUAAUUACCUCACCACUGCAAACUAGUUCAACACAUUUAUCACAAACAAAUAAAAUAUCUAGUCCAAUAAAUUUUCGUCAUCUUAUAUCUGUCUGUCGUGAUCAAGAUAAUCAUCAUUUUACAACCACUGCGGAUCAUACUGACAGUUAUAUAUCAAUACCAAAUACCCCACCUUCAUCUUCUGCCAGCAGUUCUUCACCGAUCUCAUGUCCAUCAGCAGCCACCUUAGCGUCAACCGGCUAUCGCACCGAUCAUCUAUCAUCGUCACCGAAAAAAUCGUUCCAUAAUGGUUCACUGUCAUAUACUCCUAACAGUACCACGCCAAGUACACCCACUCUUAAUCGCCUAAGAACACUUCACUCUAGUCGUGAAAAUUUGCUUGAGUUUAGUAUUGAGAAUAAUAGUCUUGAUGUUCAUUUUCCAUUAUUCGACAAUAUUACAGAUAAUGUAUUAAAAUCGUCUCGUUCGGCAACUACUCCACCGUCAACAUCAUCUGCUACAACAACAUUAUUACGACGAAAAUGGCGUACAUAUCAUCGUAAGUCAACAUCGUGUUCAUCAUCGACAAUGAAAAAAAAACAACGAAGUAACACCGGAUUUGGAAAAACAGAGGCAACAUGGUAUUAUUCUUGUGGUCUUGACAACAUAACAGCGGGAACAACAGCAGCAUCGGCUGAUUUCAACACGAACAAUAAUAACAACGGUAGUAAUAAUAUGACAAAUCACGAACGUUUAGAUGGACUUCAGUUAAAACCGAUUGGUGUUGCCAUGCAAAAUCUAGUUUUACAGCAUGAUCAUAAAAGUUCAUCGGCAACACAAUCGUCCGAUUCAAUUACAAAUCAUGAAAAAUGUUUAUCACAUGCAUUAUUUCAUAUUAGUUCAAUGAUUUCAUCAAUAGGUUUCGGAAGACAUUUGCCUCAUCCGUCGUUUUCAUCGAAUCAUUCUUCUUCAUUAUCUCAUAAAAUUCCUUCGACGCCAAAAUGUAUUUCUUCAACUUUGCACUGUUCGGCUGGUGAAACAACAACACCCAUAAUUUUAAAUUCAUUAUCAUCGACACCUGAUUCAUCUAUUCGUCUAAAUUAUGACGAAAAUAAAAGGACUAGUUUUGAUAGACAUUGUCUUUCUACUUCUGAUGAGCCUCGUGAAAGAUCAAAAUGUUCUCCACAACGACCAAACUCACUUAUUCUUUCAUCACCCAGUCCCGCAGUAUCACUUAGUAGAAAUGCAUUAGACUCAUUGGAACAAUCAGCUACUGGAACACAGUGCAGUUAUUCUGAUUUACAAGUAGCAGAUAGCGACAAAAAACAAUUUCAUGAACAAACAUCCUGUUCUUCUAGUCAAUCUUGUUUAACGAAAAAUAAUCGCUCAACUACUGUAUCAACAUCUUCUUUCUCCUCUUCCUUUGAUAAUGAAACAUAUUACUCUCCUAUUUCAACACCACUGAUUCAACAGCCAUUCAAUCAUUCGAUUCAUUAG
Molecule: messenger RNA, 3036 nt
Organism: Didymodactylos carnosus
Lineage: Eukaryota; Metazoa; Rotifera; Eurotatoria; Philodinida; Philodinidae
Source: the annotation of a GenBank genome assembly